Erythranthe guttata (spotted monkey flower) is the source of this 2041-nucleotide messenger RNA. RefSeq names its product L-ascorbate oxidase homolog. The record is from RefSeq and is a predicted model, not a curated record. Gene Ontology annotation, molecular function: oxidoreductase activity; copper ion binding. Lineage: Eukaryota; Viridiplantae; Streptophyta; Magnoliopsida; Lamiales; Phrymaceae.
AUCAAAACAAACAAACAAACAAACAUUGUUUCUUUUUAAUAAAACAUGGGAAAACCAAAUCUCUUGCUCCUUGCACUAAUUUCAACACUAGUUGUCCUAGUGCAAUCCGAGGAUCCAUACUUGUUCUACACAUGGGAUGUUAGCUACUCCACCCUCUCACCGCUAGGCGUCCCCCAACAAGUCAUCACCAUCAACGGCCAAUUCCCCGGGCCCCGCAUCAACGGCACGUCCAACAACAACGUCAUCAUCAACGUCUUCAACAACCUCGACGAGCCGUUGCUCUUCACAUGGAACGGCAUCCAGCAGAGGAAAAACUCCUGGCAAGAGGGCGUGUUGGGCACCAACUGCCCGAUCCAGCCCGGAACCAACUUCACGUAUAAGUUCCAGGUCAAGGACCAGAUCGGCAGCUACUUCUACUACCCCACUACCUCCCUCCACCGCGCCGCGGGGGGCUACGGCCCCCUCACCGUCCACAGCCGCGAACUCAUCCCCGUCCCCUUCGACUGGCCGGAGGAGGAGUACAUCGUCCUUACGGGUGACUGGUACAGGAAGAGCCACACCGAGUUGAAGCGCCACAUGGACAACGGCAAGACCAUCGGCCGCACAGACGGCGUCAUCAUCAACGGCAAACAAGGUAAAGGCGAUGGUUCCGACCCCCCCAUGUUCACCAUGAUCCCCGGCAAGACCUACAGAUACAGAUUCUGCAACGUCGGGAUGAAGAACUCCCUCAACGUCAGGAUCCAAGGCCAUACGAUGAAGCUUGUCGAGAUCGAAGGGUCUCAUACCGUGCAGAACGUCUACGACUCGCUCGACGUCCACAUGGGGCAGUGCUACUCCGUCCUGGUCACCGCCGACCAGAAACCUAAAGACUACUACCUCGUGUCGUCAACACGGUUCACGAAAACGGUCCUGAUGACCACGGCCACGAUCCGCUACACCGGGAGCAACGAGCCAGCAUCGCCCGUGCUCCCGGAGGCACCGACGGGCUGGGCCUGGUCGCUGAACCAGUUCCGGUCCUUCAGGUGGAACCUGACUGCCAGUGCGGCCAGGCCCAACCCGCAGGGCUCGUACCACUACGGGAAAAUCAACAUCACCCGCACGAUCAAGUUCGUGAACACCGCAGGAACUGUCGACAGGAAGCUCAGGUACGCGAUCAACGGGCUCUCCCACAUGAACACCGACACACCGUUGAAGCUCGCAGAGUACUACGGCAUUCAGGACCAAGUGUUCAAGUACGACAUCAUCACGGACGAUCCUCCGGCCGACGUAGGCACCAAGGUCACCAUCGCGCCAAACGUGAUCACCGGCAUCUUCAGGAACUUCGUGGAGAUCAUAUUCGAGAACCACGAGAAGAGCGUUCAAUCUUGGCAUUUGUCCGGCUACUCUUUCUUCGCAGUCGCGAUCGAGCCCGGAACGUGGAGCCCGGAGAAGAGGAAGAACUACAAUCUUGUGGAUGCAGUGAGCAGACAUACAAUCCAGGUGUACCCUAAAGGGUGGGCUGCUAUUAUGACAACAUUGGACAAUGCAGGAAUGUGGAAUAUGAGGUCACUACUAUUGGAAAGGAAUUAUUUGGGGCAGCAACUUUACGUAAGCGUGCUUUCACCGGCACGAUCUCUUCGAGAUGAAUACAACAUGCCUGAAACUCAGCUUCUCUGUGGAAAGGUCAAGAACUUGCCAUUCCCAGCACCCUACAGCAGCUGAUCCAUUUUUUCGUGUUGAUUUGAGUGUUUUUCUUUUUCUUUUACGAAGCUGAGAUGGAAUAAAUUUUUUUUGGCUGCUGAAAAAAGGUAGAGUGGUGUUAGAAUUACACCAAAUAAAUUGAAGGGGUUUAAAAGAAAAAAGAGAAAAAAAAAAAAGAGAGAGAGAGUAGAAGUUAUAAUUAUGUAUUGGUUUGGGAUAACAACCUUAAAUAUUGGUUGGUUGGUUUGUAGGUUUCGUUUUUUAUAUAUAUUUCAUCUUUCUUGGUUGAAAUGCCAUGUAAUUUUCAUUUUUUAAUUUACCAUAUGAAUAAAAAUUUAAUAUUUUCGCUACAACAUUUUUU